UGGAAACGGAGCCUGGCCAUCUCCGAUAUCCAACCCCUCUAUCCGCUCCGAAAACUUCUUCGAUCGCUCAGGCGAUCGACAGGUCUCCUUGGGUGCAUCGGUGCCCCUUCGCUUCGCACUCAUGCCGCGCAUGCCUGAGCCCUUGAACGGCCCCUUGCGCCUUUGUGGAGUCUUAUCCAGUCACGUGGGCGAUGAGAAGCGGCUGAAGCGUUUGGAGCAUUGCUUCGACUCCAUCGCCCAGCAGACCCAAGCGCUGGCGGGCUUCUUCGUUGUCUGGUCGUCGCCGGAGUCCUUGGCUCCCAAGGUGGAAGCGUUGUUGGCCUCCCUCCAGGAGCAUGUCCACGUGAAGACGUUGCGGCAAGACCGGCGAACCUCUCAGUUCUACGACAUCCGAUGGCUCUAUCAGGAGUACAUCUCCAAGGAGCCGCCCAACACGUGGCUCCUCUUCUCCGACGACGACGACCUCUGGGGCCCCGAGCGGGUGCGCCUCUAUGGCGCGGUCGUCGACCGACACGGGCGGCAGCCGGGCGUGACGGGCGUCUGUGCCACCCACAAGGUCCGUCCCAAGCAUCGGACGGACGUGGCCACGAGCGCGUCGAUGGUCGAGCAGCAACUGGCCAAAGGUGCCGCCAUGCACUGUGGUGGGGUGCAUCAAGAGGAGGAGUUCUUCGACUUUGCCUGUCCGACGGGAAGCCUGGGCGCGUUCCUGGAGAUCUGCAACGACGAAACCCUGCUACAUCCCUUCUGUGAUCUUCGCUUCACGCGGUUCUUACAGGAAUACUACGAGGGAGGAAAGGUGAUGUAUUUUCCCACGGACCAGACCAAUCCUUGGGUCUACUACUACUCCACGGCCUAUCGCUCGCCGGAGGAUGCUGCCACCUAUGAGCAGUUUGUCAAGCAAGACCAAGCCAGUACAGUGGUGAGGAGUCGAAAGGAAGAUCGAAUGCGAGCAGAAGAACUCUGCAAAAAAAUGGGCGGAGCUUACUGGGGUAAGGCCGAGAGGGGUCCUGAUAAAGAGGAGUUGGACGAGAUGACGGAUUUUGUGGCCGCCUUGAGACAGAACAUCGAGGCGAUUCUCAUCCGGCACUUUCCUGAGACGCCCAUGAAGACGGGGGAAAUGAAGCGCAUCGCAGUGGGACAGGCCUCAGGUGCGUCGCAUCGGGAUGAAAGGGAGGUGCCUGGGGCCCAGAUUCUUCCAACAACAGACUCCUUGUCACAUCAUAAGAAUCUUUGGGGUUCAAACCACUUUAAAAUCUUCGAAUCUUUCAGGUUUGUGAUGUUGAUGGCGAUCCUUUAGGACUCUCAUCAACGUCGCUGGGUGAAGACCAUUCCGGCCAGAUCUUCCAUUCGAUUCGUCACGUCCUCACCCUCGCUGUGUGGCCGGCAGAUCGAAAGGAAAGGGAACUCCCUUCCACCGUCCACACCAGCGCUGGUCGCGUUUCGGAGUCGUCCCGGACUGGUGGUUUUCUAUGGUUUUUCUUGUCCUCCCUUUGGUUCCGGCCCCAUGCCAUGCCCCCGGAAACCACCACCACGCGGGUUCACCGAGGGGUCCGCAGCCGCCGGGUCCGAAGCCGCCGGGGCGGCUUUCCUCGGUCGGGGAAGACGAGGCCAGUUUUUCGCCCUGAAGUUGGCGGAAGAGUUGGCCCGGCAAGCGUGCAGCUCCUUCGGCAUUCGCCUCGAAUAGGGAACCGUGGCCGAAAAAGAGGAGCGAUGUCGUGGAACUGGGAGCGAUCUCGUGCUCACGGGCGAUGGCGUGGGUCGAGUCCGAACUCGGUCGCUCGAACGGAUGGCUGGGAAGCAGGCUGUGAUGGUUCAGAUCCUUUUCGAUUUGGAAGAUCCCUCGACCAGCCAUCGCAAGUUUGUAGAGUUUGUAGUUGUUGGUGUUCUUUUCUGGAGAUUAGACUAUUGCCGGGUUCCAACCGUGACCAACCCGAUGGUCACGAAAUGUGCUUACACUCCUGCUCCAGGAGUGGAGUGGCGCCUACUCAAGAAAAGGUGUAGGGGGUGUAGGGGGCGGGCUGAAAAGAAGGUUUUUAAGUAAAAUAGAACGAUCUAUUUCUGCAGAUCGCAUCCUGCUUCUGAUGUAGCUUCCGAAUUGUUCAGCACAUUAGCACCGACCCCCGUUUUUUCGACUUGUGCACAUGUCACAUAGGAACGUGUACCAAAGGUGUCGGAUAGAAACUCCACAAAGACAGAACACCGAAAUGGUUCCCCUAGGUGUUGGGCUAGGAUCUGGCACAUGGCACAUGGCACUGACCAGCAAUCCCUAGUGCAGGGGCUCUUUUUUAUAGAGUUUUGCAUCGUUGCAUUGGACAAGCAUCGUGGGGUGUUGAAGAGAAGAACAGUUGUAAACGGUGGAGGAAAGAAAUGGAUAGAUCAAGCAGUCGUGGUUCUUUGAACGGUCUUCAUGCGCAAGACCUUUUGUGAAUACAGCAAGUUUCACCAGGUUCAAUAGAUGUCCCAUCCAAUUGCGGGCUGCGUCCUGACAGUCAUGCAUCCGCACUUGGUGGAAGCCCCUGGCUCAAGCCAUCUGCUCACGCCCAAAUCCCCAGCACCCUGUCACGCCACGUCCCAUG
Molecule: messenger RNA, 2576 nt
Organism: Durusdinium trenchii
Lineage: Eukaryota; Dinophyceae; Suessiales; Symbiodiniaceae
Source: the annotation of a GenBank genome assembly